UAAUUGUCAUGUUUUAAUGAAAGUAUAGGCUGUCUAGCUGCUGCGAGAAUGUUUAAAGAAAAACUAAAGCUGGAGAGAAAGAGAGAAGCAGGGAGACUGUGUGUUACACGCCAUUGAAAUGCAAAUAUCAUUGAAGAACAAGGAGUGGUUCUGUGUGUGUGUGUGUGUGUGUGUGUGUGUGUGUGUGUGUGGUGUGUGUGUGUGUUUGUAUGAGUGUGUGUGUUCCCUGUAUGUGCAUACAGCGGGGCAGCAGUGGGAGAGGAGGGGCGCAAAUUUGGACAAGUUUUUUGGGGGAGAAGAGACUUUAGAAAAGCCACACACGCGCUCUCUGUGGCUUCAUAUGACACGGUGCGACAGACCUGCGGAUUUCCCAACACCUUUCUUUAUUUUUGGAGUCUAUUACAGUCAAAAGUCACCAUACAGGUGACUUGAAAUUUCCUGUCUAAUCCAAGGGGUUGCUGAAGUUUCGAAGUUUGGAUGGUUUCAGGAGCGCUUUCUCAGUGCGCAAAAACGUGCGUAUGGUGCAAUUCAACCGACUGAUGCCCCCCACUCUGUCUGACUCGCCGUGAAUCAUGUCACGCCGGAAGCAGAAGCGACCCCAGCAUCUCGUUAACGCGGAUCCGGGGGGCCCAAGGUUGCUAUCCAACGAAGAACACCUGGGCAUGAAGUCACCCUCCAUGUCUCUUGGCUCAGAAGUGACCUCAUCAGGAUCUUCCUCCUCCUCCCCCACCUCUCUCCAAGAUUGCCAGCCGCCUCUGGCCCCUCGCCCGUCCCCUGGUGGGCUCCACGCGCCCUCCUUACCCAGCGAGAGCUCGCCUCCUCCCCACUGGCCCAGCCACAUUGCCCCCUUCACCACCUCCCUCCCAAACACCCACUCCUCCCUCUCUCCGGACUUUCCUCACCCCUCGCUGUCAUCACAGACUCACUCACCUCUUCCCAUUGGUCAAACCUCAGGUUCCCACAACCUGGCCCACCAAGGAAACUCUCACUCCACCAUGACCUCCCCGGCGAUGGGCAGCUCAGCCACAACCACUACCUCCUCCUCUUCAUCCUCCUCUUCCUCUCAGUGUGUGCCACUUCACCACGAAAGCUUGAGCCCAGGCCAGCAGCAGAACCCCGGCUCUCCCGGAGAACAGGGACAGAUCCAGGUUCCGCCAACCUUGGCUGUACUGCUUGAGGAGCUGAGGGUUUUACAGCAAAGGCAAAUCCACCAGAUGCAGAUAACAGAGGAAAUAUGUAGGCAUGUUCUAAGGCUUGGAGGAGCUGUCUUUGGCCAAGUUAAUAACACACAGUCAAGUAGUGCAGACACCAACCAGAGGUCUACAGGAGCUGCAUCAUCAUCACCAACACACCCCUCCACUGCCACACCAAUGACCACAGCAUCAUCGCUGUUGAGUGGCCUUCAAACUUCCCUCUACCACCACUCAUCCGUUCCCAAAUCAGGUGCUUCAAAUGUCAAUGGCAGCAGAGCUACAUCAUCCUCUACCUCUUCCUCAUCUCUCGCAUCUUCUAUCAGCUCCUCUGUUGCUUCCCUGCAUCCUCUGUCCUUGUCACUGGGUUUGCCACCACGUUACCUCCAUGAGAAAUCAUCCAACAACCCCUCAUUUGGUCACAGCAAUGGUAUCAGUUUUCCAACUCCUCCCCUUCCUACCACCAGCCUUUCCCAGGAUCUCCAGCCUAGCUCCUCCUUGGGCUCUGCCUCCUCCGCAGGACGCCCUCAACACAUGUGCCGUUUUUGUGGGAAGGUGUUAAGCAGUGAUUCAUCACUUCAGAUCCACCUGAGGUCACAUACAGGUGAAAGGCCCUACCAGUGUCCAGUCUGCUUAAGCCGGUUUACAACCAGAGGGAACCUCAAAGCCCAUUUUCUGCGUCACAGAGAGCAGAACCCUGAGCUGUCCCUGUCACUGCUACCCCCUGCACUGUCAGAGCAAACCCAGAGUGGCCCUUCUUCUGGUGCCAUCCAGAGAAGGAGAAAACGACGGGCCGAUGAAGAUGAAUCAUUUAAUGGAGUGAAAGGCAGCAUUCCUGGGGUGCCAGAUAACAUGGCUUUAGGGUUCCUUUCUGGUGCAUCUACCCGGCCUUCAACUUCCUCCUUACCUCUGCCACCAUCAGUGGACAUGGCAUUGCUGUCCACUGCCCAUUCCCUGCUACAGCUGAACAGAGCCUCAGCUGCAUCGACCACCAGCGCAUCAAGCACUGCAUUGCCUUCUUCGUCCUCAUCUUCGUCCUCCAUGGGGAACCAUUUCAAAGGAGCAAAGCAGCAGCGAUUUGAUGAAAACACACCUCCUCACUCCACCCUCCAUGCAACUUCAGCAUACUCUCAGCUGGCCCACCUACCCAAGAUUCUCUUCCCUGGGGGUGCCUCUGCUCACCACCUUGCACUUCUCCGACCCCCAGGCCACCCAUCCAACUCCCACCUCUCUUCUGCUCAUCAGCUACCCUUUCCCUUUCCCCCCUUCCCAAAACCAUCAACCUCCUCCCCUUCUUCAUCCUCUCCCACCGCCUCUAGCCAAACCUCUGACACCUCCAAGUUGCAACGGCUGGUACAGAAACUUGAAAAGCAGCCACAGGGAGGGGCCUCUUCUUCUUCCUCCACCUCCUCAACAACCUCUGCUGAGACCAAUGGGGACACCCAUGGCUAUGACCUGAGCACCACCUCCAGUGCCUAUCGCAGGGAAAUGUUGGCUGCUCUUGGCCUAAGCCCUAGUGCCAAUGCUGUUGGACUAUUCUCCAGCCAGGCAGUCUCAGGUUCUGGCACAACUACAGUCAACCCUUCUCUUCCUACGACCCAAGCUGCUAAUCAAUGUGGAGUGUGUCUGCGUGUCCUCAGCUGCCCAAGAGCUCUGCGAUUGCAUCAGGCCACACAUCUGGGAGAGCGCCCGUUCCCUUGCAAGCUGUGUGGUCGGUCAUUCUCCACAAAGGGCAGUCUUAGGGCCCACCUGGCCACUCACCGUGCAAGACCCGCUAACUCCCGUGCCUUGAACUCCUGCCCCUUGUGCCCCCGCAAGUUCACAAAUGCCUUGGUUCUUCAGCAUCAUAUCCGCUUACAUCUAGGUGGACAAUUACCUCCCGAUGAAGACAUGCCUCCUGAAGACGGCCCAGAAAUGCAGAAUGCCAUCCUCAGUGAUGGCAAGAAUGGCUCAGUCAGUACAACACCUCAACUCCUUCCUCUAGCCUUGACAACAAACUCCAGGUCCUCAAUGGAUACUUUCAACUCAGGGUCUACUUCUAAGCAAUCCACAGCUGCUGGUGCUACUUCUGUGAAGACGGAGGAAUCAGAAGGCUCAUCACCCAGUGUAAGCCCACCCCUGACCCGUAAUCCCCCCUCAGCGGGAGCCGAGGACCCCCUGCAUAUGGGAGACAACACCCUAGCUAAUGGUAGCCCCAUGAAUGGCUCCAUGAACUCUGAGGAGAAGAACCACCCUGACCUAGGCAGCACCAGCCCUUUCAAAGCACCCAUAGUUAGUUCUCAUUCAUCAGUGAAUGGAGAUGCAGAGAUGAAUGACGCACCUCUUUCCUUAUGUGUUUCUAAAUCUGAAGUAGAAAAUGAUAUGUUGCACGGGGGGAAAAAUAAUGAUGAAGCCUGCUCAACAAACAAACCCACAACAAGUUCUGAUUCUAACCCCAAACCCCUAGCUGAAAACUCCUUACCUGCAAUUAUCCCACCGACUAGCCCCGAAGCUUUCACUGAAGGAGAGAAUGCCUGUGGGAGUGAACCACUGGAGGCACAAGAGGCAGAUGCUACCCAAAACAAAGCCAAGAUUGAGACCACUACGCAAAGAACGUCUUUUCCAGCUUUGGAUCCAGAGCCAGAGAGGGACAUUCAAAAAGAGGAGGGUGACAGUUUGCCAGAAAAGUCUUCAGAGGAGCCAGAGCCCUCAGUCACAACAAAAGCACAAGACACUCAUCUUCCUCGCCCUGACAAACCCUAUAGUUGCUCGGAGUGUGGCAAGGCAUAUGCCAGCCGAAGUGGACUUAAGGGCCAUAUGAAAACUCACCCCGGAGCAUUGACCAAUACCCCCUCCAAGCCUCAAACCAAUGACAAUGACAUUGUAGAGGACCACAGUUCUCAUCCAGCUAAUAACAAGAAGGAACUGCAGGAAGAAGAACCGGGAUCUGCUGAAUCCCCAAAGAAAGAUGACAGCACAGAUCCUACCCCAGUCAGUGUUGUUUCUAGUAUGGCAGACGAGCCCAUGGACACUACAGUGUAGACGUCUUAGCAUUUAAAGGGUCCUGACAAGGGAAUGUAUUUUUCUAUUGAAGAUUUGUUUAGAGUCAUUAAUUGUAAUUCAUGUUUACCUUUUGUAGUAGACAGAUAGAUCUUGUUUCUAUUGUAGUAACUUUACGAGAGCUAUGUGAAUGUAGUAUUCUAGAGUUGUAUUUUUGUAUUUUAAAGACCACAGUGAGGCCUUAACUUACACACGUUAUAACAUUGUCACAAUGAGAAUUGAUUGUAUACGCCUUUUUUCAGCACACACUAUAAACAAGCUGAGUUGAAUAAGAGGAUGGUCCAGAGUUUUACAUGUUGAACUUCAUACCAAAACAGGCCAAAUUUAAUAAUGGCCAACAUUUGUAAAUACAAGCUUCAGUAAAUUGUAUGCCUUUAAUUGUUACUUUAUUCUUUGAUGUUUUUAAAUACCAUGCUGCUGAAAGCAUAUUUCUGAUGUACUGAGUUGCACUGUGAGUUGCACAGUGUCCUGUGCUACCAAAACAUCAACUUAUAGAAAUACUUGAGCAAUUGACAAUAUUCGCUCAGUGGCCAUCUUACUCUGACAUCAGCACAAGUACUGCUUUAAUAUUACACUGCGUUCAUUCAGUUUCGUAGCAGCAACUCAACAGCAAAACAAAAAUCUGGAGGGAAAUUUGCACUAUUGCAAGCUUAAACAAGAUAUUUGACAAGCCAUUUACCUUGCCAGACAACUGCUUAUAUUAGACACCUAGCUAAUAUUACUGUUGACUAUUGAGCAGCUGAAGUCCCAGUAACCUAAUGACAGCUAGGAGAUCAUUGAAUGCUAACAUUAUCUUGUAUGUACAGUUGACCAACAGGUUAUCAAAUAUUAUAUUUAACUUUUGAAUAUGAUCAUUUGUAAAACUGCAAAAUGAUGAAAAUUUCAGAUGGCAAACAUUUAUACAACUGAUACACUGCAGUUCAACAUUUCUACAGCAUUUUCACUUUGCACCAUGUGUGUGACAUCAGAGGAAAAUUGCCACUGAGAGAAUAU
Molecule: messenger RNA, 5222 nt
Organism: Labrus mixtus (cuckoo wrasse)
Lineage: Eukaryota; Metazoa; Chordata; Actinopteri; Labriformes; Labridae
Product: sal-like protein 4
Exons: 3
Coding region: 573-4211 (1212 amino acids)
Biological process (GO): regulation of transcription by RNA polymerase II
Cellular component (GO): nucleus
Molecular function (GO): RNA polymerase II cis-regulatory region sequence-specific DNA binding; DNA-binding transcription factor activity, RNA polymerase II-specific
Source: RefSeq, a predicted model, not a curated record